CCCGUGAAUUGAAGGGUUAACAAUUCCUCUUAGAUACGCGGAACAAGGCUUGUUCCGCCUUCUCACGCGAGGGUAGCCGACGGAAUUUUAAAGAUCAUCACAAAGACUAUGAAGAAGAAGAGAGAGGAAUCAGAAGCUAUUGAACUGAUACUCUUCCAAGUUAACGAGUUCUACGUGUAUUUGAUACCUCCAAGGAAGAGCGCCGCUUCUUACAGGGCCGAUGAAUGGAAUGUCAACAAAUGGGACUGGGAGGGUUCACUAAAGGUCGUAAGCAAGGGACAGGAGUGCAUUAUCAGACUGGAAGACAAGACCACAGGGGAGCUAUAUGCCAGAGCAUUUUUGCGAAAUGGAGAGCCACAUCCUGUGGAGCCAGUAAUUGAUAGCAGCAGGUUAUCAAAUAUUAAAUUAAUGAAGCGGGGAUGAUUAGUCACAUAAUGCGAGCAACUUGUUUUCAUAAUGUUACAGUUCAUUGCAUGCUUUCGCCUAUUGUUGAUAACUUGAAAGUUUGUUUAAUUGCUAAGUUUUUUUGG
Molecule: messenger RNA, 530 nt
Organism: Asparagus officinalis (garden asparagus)
Lineage: Eukaryota; Viridiplantae; Streptophyta; Magnoliopsida; Asparagales; Asparagaceae
Product: adaptin ear-binding coat-associated protein 2-like
Exons: 6
Coding region: 109-423 (104 amino acids)
Biological process (GO): endocytosis
Cellular component (GO): clathrin vesicle coat; membrane
Source: RefSeq, a predicted model, not a curated record